AUGCCGCUCUCCUCUCUUCUCCGCACUUCGUCCCGCCUGGGGCCGCCGGUAGUUCGAAGGUUCAGAAGAGCGGCCUCCACUGUGUCCACCACGACGCCCAAGGCCGAGAAAUCACUGGACUCUAUUUUAAUCGCGAAUCGAGGAGAAAUUGCGCUUCGCGUUGGACGGACCGCUGCUCAACACGGAAUCCGAGUAACGACGCUCUACACCGAUCCCGAUAGCAAGGCUCAACAUGCGCUGAGCUCGCCAUUUGCCUUUAACUUAGGAUCCGUCUCCGCUUACCUCGAUGGAGAUCGAAUUAUUGAGAUUGCCAAGAAGGAAGGCUGCCAAGGGAUACACCCCGGUUACGGCUUCCUGAGUGAGAAUGCGGCAUUUGCGCGGAAAUGUACGGAAGCUGGAUUGGUCUUCAUUGGACCUCCUUGGAAGGCUAUCGAAGACAUGGGUGACAAGAGUCAAUCCAAGAAGAUCAUGACUGCUGCUGGAGUACCGUGCGUACCCGGUUAUCAUGGCGACAACCAGGAUGUCAACUUCCUUGAAGCCGAGGCCGACAAGAUCAAGUACCCCGUGCUGAUCAAGGCAAUCAAGGGCGGCGGCGGAAAAGGAAUGCGCAUCGCUCAUACCAAAGCCGACUUCCAGGCACAGCUGCAGUCUGCCAAAUCGGAGGCUAUGAAUUCAUUCGGGGAUGAUCAUGUACUGGUGGAGAAGUACAUUACCACACCCCGCCACAUUGAAGUGCAAGUCUUUGCAGACAAGCAAGGCAACGCUGUUGCUCUGGGAGAGCGGGACUGUAGUAUACAAAGAAGACACCAGAAGAUCCUUGAGGAGUCGCCUGCUCCGCACCUUCCCGAUGCAACAAGAAAAGAUAUCUGGGCAAAAGCCCGAUCUGCUGCGUUGGCGGUUGGCUACGAGGGUGCCGGUACCGUGGAGUUCAUCUUCGACAAUGAUACUGGCGAGUUCUUCUUCAUGGAGAUGAACACUAGACUCCAGGUGGAGCAUCCCGUCACCGAAAUGGUUACCGGUCAGGAUCUUGUGCACUGGCAGCUCAAAAUCGCGGAAGGCGCCCCACUUCCCCUAACCCAGGAAGAUGUGGAGGCUUUUAUGGCCAGUCGCGGUCAUGCUAUCGAAGCUAGGAUUUACGCUGAGAACCCUGACCAGGGUUUCAUUCCAGACUCCGGCACUUUGUUGCAUGUCCGUACUCCCGCCGCUACUGAUGAUGUGAGGAUAGACGCCGGAUUCGUCGCAGGCGACGAUGUCUCGGCACAUUAUGAUCCCAUGAUCGCAAAAUUGAUUGUGCGGGGCAACACUCGCGAAGAGGCGAUCCGCAAACUUGCGAAUGCAUUAGAGGAGUAUGAAGUGGCGGGUCCAAUCACGAACAUCGAGUUCCUGAAAACGGUCUGCAGAAGUCCUGAUUUCAUUAGCGGGAAUGUGGAGACCGGCUACAUUGAGAAACAUCGCGAGGAGCUAUUCACACGGGAGGCAAUUGAGCCCGAGGUGUUGGCCCAGGUGGCUCUGGCCUGUCUUCACCACGAUUCAAACCCGGGAAGUGGAACGCAAGCCAACUUUGAAGGCUCUGCCGUUGGCUUUGGCCCAGGAUACCAGGCACGACAGAUUACGCUUGCAGAACUAACACCGGGAACAAAGAACGACUCCAAAUUUGAUGUUAGGGUGCAACAGACGGGUGACGACACAUUCAACGUUGAUGUUGGGGGCCGUUUAUUCGAGCAAGUUGUAAGCCAUCGUGAUCCAGCUUCGAAAGUUGUAACCUCCUUCUUCCCUCACACACGCCUGGACACGACGGUGAUCCGCGAUGAGGACACGAUCAUCGCUUUUCAGCGCGGUACCCAAUACCGCCUGACGAUUCCACGCGCCAAGUGGAUGGAGAAGGCGUUGGGAAUGAAGGACGUCACGAACAGCGUUCUCGCACCGAUGCCAUGCAAGGUGCUGCGUGUGGAGGUAGAGGCAGGCGAUGUGGUAGAAAAGGACCAGCCACUGGUGGUGAUUGAGAGUAUGAAGAUGGAAACAGUCAUUCGCAGCCCACAGAGGGGCACCAUCUCCAAGGUGGUACAUAGAGCAGGAGAUCAAUGUAAAAGCGGGACGCCGCUGGUUGAAUUCGAGGAGGGCGGUGAGUAA
Aspergillus luchuensis is the source of this 2130-nucleotide messenger RNA. Its product is annotated as acetyl/propionyl/methylcrotonyl-CoA carboxylase subunit alpha. Bases 1 to 2130 code for a protein of 709 amino acids. Gene Ontology annotation, cellular component: mitochondrion. The record is from RefSeq and is a predicted model, not a curated record. The transcript has 5 exons. Gene Ontology annotation, molecular function: metal ion binding; methylcrotonoyl-CoA carboxylase activity; ATP binding. NCBI's taxonomy places the organism in Eukaryota, Fungi, Ascomycota, Eurotiomycetes, Eurotiales, Aspergillaceae.